Neurospora tetraspora is the source of this 1212-nucleotide messenger RNA. RefSeq lists its product as uncharacterized. Lineage: Eukaryota; Fungi; Ascomycota; Sordariomycetes; Sordariales; Sordariaceae. The record is from RefSeq and is a predicted model, not a curated record. Bases 78 to 851 code for a protein of 257 amino acids. The transcript has 2 exons.
CUUCAACAUCACAUACGCACGUUUAGUAUCGAAUCACCCAUUCUCGAGUAUUGCCUUCUUCCUUAUUUCUGAACCCAAUGGAUCCAUCCGAUAAGUUCGAUUAUCAAGACUUGUUUGGUUCCGACAUGGAUCUGGAUGCCAAUGACACGGGAUCCUCCUCCGGCAUCACCGGUGACCUGGUCUCUCGGGCUGGUACCGACGAGAACCAACAUGUUGGACAACCUGGACAGACAGUUCCGGUCCCCGGAGAAGCUGACCGCUACCAUAGCCAGGCCGCGAACACUGACCCCAUAAUGCCUUCUCCGAUGCUUCCCAACACAAAUUACAAUACCGGAUACAUGCUAUCUAACCAACCGUCAACCGCCAACCACUUCCCCCUCGACCCUACAUCCACGUCUGCUGCCAACAGCGGCAUAAAUCACCUCCACGAAGCUCCAACCUCUGCCUCCCCCCCUCCCCCUCUGCCUCCGCCUCCGCGGCCACAGCUAGCCAACCCAAUACCAAUCAACAGCCCCAAUACACAUACCGCUCCGGCUCUUUCUUCAUUUGUAGCCCCUGUGGUUAUAAAACCUUGGAUGAAUCGGUAUUCACGCGCCACUGCAACACACGAAAACACCAGAAAAAUACGUCUACCGAGGACAGCGGUGCGAAGCGCUUCCAUUGCCCCUACCCGAGCUGCAAGUAUGCAGAGAAUAGCGGGAGGAACUUCACUCGGAAGGAUCAUCUUAGAGACCACAUUAAAAGAUUUCAUGAGAGCGAGAUGGAUGGGUGAGCUUGUACGCACAAAUGGAGAGUUCUCAUUGGCCGACAAAGAAAAGGCACGACAUUAUGGAGGGAGGUUCACCAACUGAAUCAGAAAAGGACACUCAAGUGUCUCGAAGCCUAUAUGUAGGGUGGAACGGAGGAUGAUUGGCGGUGGUAGGAAAUGAGGCCGGGAGGAUACACACAAGACUUUGAAGAGCCAUGGAAGACCCGCGGCGUUGAUUCAUUACUCCAUCGAAAUGAGGUGGAAGAUGCCUUGUUCUAUAUCUAUAUCUUGCGGAUAUGUUGCUUGGCUCCAUAGUGUACCUAUGGAACAGAAGGUGUUUGUCGACUCUAACAACUCUAUAUCCGGCAACCGACCACCAAUCCCCAUUGACCGACAUGCAAAUUGGGUGUGAUGCGAAUGAAUAAAGACCAGCAAAGAUUAAACUAAUGAUUAAGAAUUCCUCG